GGGUCACGCCUACGCUAAAUCGACUGUAAUCCUUACUGUACACAACUGAAUCCUCUGCGGGUAAUUUUUCUUUCGUUCUUCCCGUUUUCCUGCGGCUUCAAGUUUUCUCUGAACACGCUGAGAGGGAUGGACACCUCCGGGAAAGAGAAGGAAGCCAUUCAGCUCAUGGCCGACGCUGACAAAAAAGUCAAGUCCUCCGGCUCCUUUUUGGGAGGGAUGUUUGGAGGAGGACAUCACAAAGUGGAGGAGGCGUGUGAGAUGUACUGCAGAGCUGCCAACAUGUUCAAGAUGGCCAAGAACUGGAGCGCCGCUGGAAGUGCCUUCUGCAAGGCAGCCCGCCUGCACAUGCAGCUGCAGAACAAGCACGACUGUGCCACCAGUUUCAUCGACGCGGGGAACGCUUACAAGAAGUCUGACCCCAAUGAGGCAAUCAAGUGUUUAAACGCUGCCAUCGAUAUAUACACAGACAUGGGAAGAUUUACCAUCGCUGCCAAACAUCACAUCAGUACCGCGGAGAUCUAUGAGUCUGAGCUGGUGGAUAUCGAAAAGGCUAUUGCUCAUUAUGAACAAGCAGCAGACUACUACAAAGGAGAGGAGUCAAACAGCUCCGCAAACAAAUGUCUGCUGAAAGUGGGAGCUUACUGUGCUCAGCUGGAGCAAUACCAGAAGGCCAUCGAGAUCUACGAGCAGGUGGGAGCGAGCACGAUGGACAACCCGCUGCUGAAAUACAGCGCCAAAGAGUACUUUUUCAAAGCGGCCCUGUGUCAUUUCAUCGUUGACGAGCUCAACGCCAAGAUCGCGGUUGAAAAAUAUGAGGAGAUGUUCCCUGCUUUCUCCGACUCCAGAGAAUGCAAGCUGUUGAAGAAACUCCUGGAGGCUCACGAGGAACAGAACUGCGACGCCUUCACAGAAGCGGUGAAGGAGUUCGACUCGAUCUCCCGUCUGGACCAGUGGCACACCACCCUCCUAUUGCGCAUCAAAAAGACCAUCCAGGGCGACGAAGGGGAUCUGAAAUGAAAGAAACCUCGGGGUAGGGAUGCAGCAGCACGGAGGGGACGGUUUCACGGCGCAUGCUUUCACACUCACACACACACACACUGCAGUGCUCUCUUUCACACUCUCCCCCUCCCCCCUCUGCUGUCAUCGCCCCAGGAGGGGAGUGUUCGCUGACAUUUUUCCGACUCCUUCCACGGCUUACGACAGGAAAGCACUCUUUAGUUUCUGCUACAAGCUUCUCCAAAUCCAGUGGGGAUGUAAAUGGUCUCACCCUCACCUCUGAUCGGAGGACUGCUGCCUCCCCUUUUCAGCUGAAACCCUCGCCGCGGUGGUUUCAGAGUCCAGCGCUAGCACUGACCGGAGGCUCUGCAUGUUUUCUACUCUCAGUUCUUAGGUCUUGUUUUUAUUUUCAUUUAUUUAUUUUUAAACCCAGUUCAGCGUGUAAACCUGUUGUGACCAUUUUGAAGAAUCCUUCGUUACGUGGCGUUAGUCGGACCAGACGACGACCCAAUCCACGCUCUCGGCACUGAAACGCUUCUUUUCGUUUUCCACCACACGGAGUGACUUCUCUCGAAACCCGGCAACGACCCGCACAAGUGUUGACUGUUAUAUAUUUGUAUCUGAACAAAUGCAAUCAUGAUUUUAUUACUUUUAUUAAACCUCUAGGACGUGUUUGCCGUAACAAGACUCUGUUCGCACCUGUAAGAUGUAUAGUUUAAAUGUAAAAAGCAUUCCUUACUUUUAAAGUAAAGAGCACUGACGCGAGGCCCCUUAUUGCUUAUUUCCAGAGCAGUAAUCUUGGGUUCUGUACGCUGUAAAAGUCACUUGAAUAUGUUUUUAUUUAUUUUUGAUGGGGGGGUGUGGUUUCACCUUUCAUACAGCCAGUUGCUUAGCAUGUCAUCGUGUUGUGCGCAUUCACUAGCGAUAGCAUCACCGCAGUUUUUACAAAGGGAACCAGAAACUCUGCACCCACCUUCUUCCAUGUGGAACGACGAUAGGCUGUGGAAAUGAAAUGUAUGCCUGUUUAAAUUAAGAUUAAUAAACAUAAUACGUUCAAUA
This is a messenger RNA of Fundulus heteroclitus (mummichog), 2055 nucleotides long. RefSeq names its product N-ethylmaleimide-sensitive factor attachment protein, beta b (gene napbb). The transcript has 11 exons. Gene Ontology annotation, molecular function: soluble NSF attachment protein activity; syntaxin binding. NCBI's taxonomy places the organism in Eukaryota, Metazoa, Chordata, Actinopteri, Cyprinodontiformes, Fundulidae. Gene Ontology annotation, biological process: SNARE complex disassembly; synaptic transmission, glutamatergic; intracellular protein transport. The record is from RefSeq and is a predicted model, not a curated record. Bases 127 to 1017 code for a protein of 296 amino acids. Gene Ontology annotation, cellular component: vacuolar membrane; terminal bouton; synaptobrevin 2-SNAP-25-syntaxin-1a complex.